AGCUAAUUCCAUUUACUGGAGUCAAUCCGAUUCCGUUAUCGGGGCAAAUUGCGAUUCCCAUGUCAAUUCCGAUUCCGGAGCCGAUUCCGAAAUCGAUUCCGGAAACUGAUUCCGGACCUACUAUCCUGAAUCGAUUCCAGAAAACUUCGGAGCUAGCCGCAAUCGAUUCUGAUGAAAACUUCAUUUUUCCCAUCGAUUAUUCGAAAUAGGGUCUAGAUACGUCUCCGGAAGCGGCUCCGGAAUCGGAAUCGAAUCCAGCAUCGAAAUCGGCUCCGGAAUUGAUUCCAGCAUCGGAAUUGACACGGAACACGGAAUCGGAAUCGGAAUCCGUCGAAUUCCGAGCUCCCACCACUAUCCCACACACCAACAUGAAGAUGCCGCCCAUUUUGCCACACGAUCAGCACCACCACCACCCCGGGGCCGGUUUCGGUUUGGGUCCGAGAUCAACCGACGGCUCGUCACGUUGCCGAACCGGAUCCGCCGAAAGCAGCGUCCCUAAGACGGACACACUUACACACACGCACAAGCACGGGUGCAGCAACAAGCAGCAGUGGGGCCGGGAUGGGUGAUGCGCAUGCCCGGUGCGGCACAAGGAUACUACCGCGACCGAAGCCGGCGCCCCGGAGAGCAUGUGUGUGUAUGUGUGUAUGUGUGUGUGUGUGUGCGCGUUUUACGAUGCUACCACGAGGCUCCGGACGGUGGCCGUACCGCUCGCGGACGUCAGUCUUGGCGGUGAACUGUUGCGAACAACUUCAGCCUUCAGCGGGAGCGUCCGAGGCCACCGGGAGCGCGCUUCAGGCCAAACCGUCAAAGGACCCGCGCGGUCGCUGCCGGCCGUAAGUGCUGACCAUGUGCUGAGUGUGCCGUUGUGGUUGCCGCUAUCGCUGUACCGUGCGAUCACCGCCAGUCUCAAGCCAGUCUCGAGCCAAGCAAGCAACAGCCCACCAAACCGUCGGUCCGUGUGGCGAAUGGUGCUGGUUCCGGGGCACGCCUGAUACGGGCAAGCCGGUGUGCAGUCGCGAAUCGGGGUAACGCGAAACCAAAACAAGCAAACAGGCGGAGGCGCGCGCGCGUGAUACCACGGCGGUUUCGUGUGGGGUAGCCGUAGGCGCGCGUUGCUCUCUGCCCGUACCACGUGAGUGCGGUGCGUUACACCUGUAGCAGAGUCGUCGUCGUCGGCUGUUUGUUUUCUUUUCCGUAUUGGUUGGUGCUUGCAAAAACAAAAGGAGAAAAAGUGAAGCACAAAGUCGAGUCCAACGGUCCCAAACGCUAUCGUCCAUCAACCGAUAUCUUGCCUUGUUUUGGGAGCGUCCCAGAGUGUCCAAGAGGUAAAGCGUAGGCACACCAGGCACAACACCGAAUCGGCCGAAAUCCUUCCAAAUCCUACCACACAAACGAACACACACACACACACAUACACACACACACACACAAUCUGUUGAAUUUUGUGGCACGAAAGUGAAAGUAGGGCUCCAACUAGCAAACGUCUUCCCAGCAGCAAAGCCGCGCGUGUCCCGUCCAAAAGCGACGAUCUCCGAAAGCAACAGGAUAGCAACCAGAAACAGAUGGUGUCUGAGCCACGGGCCACGCACUAGCCUGCAGCACACACACACACACCACCACCACCACCAUCCACAUUCCCAUAUGCCAUUGCCGCCCGCAAGCUUGUUUACCGACACCAACGUGCCGCGACCACAUAUCAUUGCUGGCUCCCUUUCCCCGCACUGGGUCACGUACCGGGGCGCGAACAAAACUUGAACUGAUUAGAACGCAACCGUUGGAGCGCCUUUCGCACCAAACCGCGUGGAUAAGCGACGGAGACGGGAGAAACUCCAAAACUUUCCACCCCGCACACACUGAACCUGACGCAAGUGACGCAUCCAGGCGGGCUUCGGGGCGAGCAUUUUUCUCCCCCGUACCUGCGAAAAUUGGUAUAGAAAUGUGUUGAUAACCUCUCCGUAGCGGGCGAAAAGGAAAUUGAAACCGGCUGCUCGCCACCGCCUACUAAUCUGCCUACCGCCUAAGCGCGUGUGUAUUCUUGGAUCGAGUAGGUAGAAGACGAACACACUCACACACAGUAGCGCCUCCCUUGCAAGGACCUUUCCAUACCACACAAACACACAUAUCAUAGCUGCGUGCGAAAGGUUUCGGGGAAAAACAAACCGUUCUAUUUAGUCUGUUGUGGUAAGCCGUGCAACGAGGAGAAGAUUUUUUUUACUGUCGAGGCCAGUAUCAGUAGUAGUUACGCGUUAAGUGGACAAUAUCAUCGCCUCGAGACACCGCACCACCGCCAGUGCCAGAGAGAAACAGGACAAACAACAACAACAACAAAAAAAACAAAAAAAAACGGCUUGCUCCAAGUACCUCCAAUCAAACGAGCAUCAUUUCCCAACGAUCACACACACCACAUACAGAGAGACACACGGAGGACACAAGAGACGCUCUGAAAAGGUGGCGGGUUGGUAGACGUGCAGAUUAGCAGCAAUCAUCAACCAGCCGGAGCAAUCUGUCAAUCUAAUCCUGCGAGCGCGCGCGCGAAUAGCGUCCUCACAGUUGAGCCGGGGGGAAAUUAAAGCUCGCCUCGAGUAGUCGCUUUUCCCGGGCCUCGGUUCGGCCCGAGCUCUUCAUCACUGAAACGCAGACACCUUUAGCUGGCCAAACAGCGCACACCGAAGACGGGAGAGAUGAGCAGUUGCGUCUACCGUCCAGCACGGCUGCACCAGGACCAGGAUACCGACCGCCAUCUGCAUCCGCAGCGUACCAGCGCCAGCCUGAACCGUUCGCCAUGGUACCGUACCAGCUGGAAGUUCUUGCCCUCGUUGCCGUGCUAAUCGGCAUCAUCGUCAACUCCUACAUCGUCGUUAUCGUUAUCCUUACGAAACAGAUCACGUUCGCCAGCAAAAUACUGCUGCUGCAUCUCGGCGUAGUGAACGCGGUACUAUGUCUGUUCUAUCUGAUCUUCUACGGCAUGAGCCUGCUCCAGCUGCUGCCGGUAGCGCUGGACGCGAUGGAUGUCGCCUGUCUGCUGUUCGGGCUCUGCUUCAACACGCUCCACUCGAUCGCACUCUGGACGCUCUGUGCACUGAACUUCGAUCGGUACUUUGCGAUCGCGACGCCGCUACACUACGGGACGUUCAUCAACACGAAGAAGCAGGUCCUGAUAACGCUCGGUGCCGGCUGGAUCGUCUCGACGCUGUUCAGCCUGCCGCAGGCAGUGCGUAUCUCGGCCUAUAAGUUCGACAGCGACUACAAGCUCUGCCUGCCGAUCCUGCAGACGACCGAAUCGCUCAUCUACAGCAUCUGCUUCGUACUGUUCACCAUUCUGCUACCGAUAGUGCUGAUACUGGGCUGCAACAUGAAGGUACUGAUGAUCGCCCGGUACCAGCGCAAUCGGAUCGCGUCCGCCAUCCUAGAGGUGACGCUGUCCGCCCAGCUCACCAUCACUCACCAGCGCAAUCCGUUCUUCGUGCCGAGCGCGACCGGUGCCGGUCCGGCCGGUUCCGGCCCGGUGGCCGAAUGCAAACCGUACACGCAAGCCUCGAACCAGAACAAUCCGGCCGCGAACGUGAUACAGCUGGUCGGGUCCGCCAUCCUGUUCCACUGUCCGUACUACCUCGUGAUCCUCUGGAACAGUGUGCUCCCGUUCGUCGGCAAUGGGUGGCGCACGCCCGCCCUGCUGCUCAAUCUGGCCUCCUUUCUGCUGCUCCUGUCGCCGACCAUCAACGCGAUCCUGUACGGCGUCCGGAGUAAGAUCGUGCGCCGCUCGUUCCGCAACAUCUGGCGCAAGCAGAAGCAGAAGAUCGAAAUCCACUACGAAAUCCAGGCGCGCACCCCGUCGACCUGCGGUUCGCGGCGCCCGUCCCUCAGCGGUACCCAGUUCCAGCAGCAGCAGCUCCAGCAGCAGCAGCAGCCGCUGCUGCUCGCGUUCGCCGCCGAAACGAGCCGGCCCGGUUCGGCCGACACCCGGUCGGAGGUGGGCCUGGAGCCGCCGGACGGCGGUUCCCUCGAGGCACCGUCGCUCCAGUCGCCGCUCGGGCGCGUCAAGUUCGGCAGCUGUUCCGCACUGAGCGGGCCGCUGUUUGUGGGCGGUGCGGCACCGAGCGCACACCACGGCGGCAGCGCCGGACCACGGCCAAAGAUCACCAUCACGAAGAUACUCACGGACGAGGAGCUGGCGGUGCAGACGCCACCGCCGCCCCCGUCGCCCAGCUCGCCGACCGCGUUCGAGUUUCACCAUCACCACAUUGCGGCGGCCGCCGUCGACGGUGGGCGGCUGCCGGCGGCUCUGGUCGCCACGAUACCACCGAUGAUCAGCAACACAGACAAUCUCAGCGUCGCUGGACAAUCAGGUGCCAAGCUGCACCCCGCCGCGCCCCUGUCCGCCGGCCUAGUCUGUCUCGAGCCGAAGAUAUCGUUUCGGAAGUUUUCCUCGCUGCAGGAAAUUUUAGGCAACGGGACAGACUAGCAAGGGUAACCGGGCGAGGCGGGCGCGGCCAGGUGAGCUAUUAUACACCUACCCUCUUAUACUAUACACGUAGAGAACAUAGACAUAUAUACAUAUAUACCUAAACGUAUAUACUAUUACACGUACCAUUUAGAUGUGAAGCAAACAUUUACACUGCUGCGCAGGGGGAGAGCUUGCGCACUCACCGAGGCCCACCCUGGUGGACCGAUUAAGCAGCUCGGUCAAAAAAGGAGGGUGUGAGGUGUAUUUAGCAGGGAGGCGCGACAAGCUUGAUGCCUCCUUUAAAAAAAAAGGAAAUAUAUGUAAUGAGAUGAAAAACUCCAGUACAGUGCGGUUACGAAACAAAAACAAUAAAAAAGAAAAAAAAAAGAAACAAACAAACGAAGUAGAAGCACCCUUGCAAACAACUGUUAAACUGUUCUAGAAGAAAAAAAUACUUUCUUCGCUCGAUGCUUUGAAAACAAAAAUAAAAAAAAAGUAAUGAAAAAUUAUAUCGCAACAAUUAAAACACUAGAGACACCCCAUUUGCGGGGUGAGUGAUGGAAACGAAGGAAUUUAAACAAAACCAGAAAAAAGAACAGAGAAACUUAAAACCACCCACCCGAUCAGAGCCCACACGUGGUAAACGAAACAAUAUUUAAGAAGUAAAGAGGAUGGGGAGAGAUAGAAGCUCGUGGAGUAUAUAUUUCAUUGCACGUACAAAUCAUGUUUGAAACUUUAGGACAACAGCAGCCGUUUAGCAAAGUAGUAGCGCAAAACCAAAGCAGAAAAGGAAAAGGAAGAAGAAUGAAGUAUUCAUGAAGAGUAAUGAAGUAAAAACGUAAAACGUUGUACAAGACCUAACCAAAUAAACCAAAGGAAACUAAACUAAAGAGAAAGAAAUAGAGUAAAAGAGAAAAAUAAAAAGAAGGGAGGAGAGACAGAGAAAGAGAGAGUGAGUGUGUGUGUGAGAGAGAGAGAGAGAGAGAGAGAGAGAAAGAGAGAGAGAUAGAAAGCAAACGAAAUGCGAGGUUAUCAGCAAACAAACCCUCCUAGUUCACGUCAGAAUAGAGUUUAGGUUAUUGAA
Messenger RNA from Anopheles coluzzii, 5531 nucleotides. Its product is annotated as trace amine-associated receptor 4-like. The record is from RefSeq and is a predicted model, not a curated record. Bases 2786 to 4465 code for a protein of 559 amino acids. Gene Ontology annotation, molecular function: G protein-coupled receptor activity. Gene Ontology annotation, biological process: G protein-coupled receptor signaling pathway. Gene Ontology annotation, cellular component: membrane. Lineage: Eukaryota; Metazoa; Arthropoda; Insecta; Diptera; Culicidae. The transcript has 5 exons.